CCUCUCAAGCGAUUUUUUGUAUAUCGGUUGUGAGUGGAUUACUUUUUGGAUUCACUAAGAAUAGAUCUUUGCAACGUGAUUUUUAAAAAUAUGCAUUUCCACGUAAUAUUUAGCGUUCAGCCGGCUAGCAGACGGAAUGCGCUACUGGUCCUUCUUUUGGCAACAAGAUGUAGCAUCCUGGCAAACAAAGCCGAAGAUGAAGAUUAUGAAGAUAUCCAGACAAACAAAACGUGGGUAAUGGCACCAAAGCUGCAUGAAGGUGAAGUUACACAGAUUCUGAACAAACUACUAGAAGGAUAUGACAACAAAUUAAGGCCUGAUAUAGGAGUAAGAACAACUAUAAUUGAAACAGACAUCUAUGUGAACAGCAUUGGCCCAGUGGAUCCAAUUAAUAUGGAAUAUACAAUUGAUAUCUUCUUUGCACAAACUUGGCAUGAUGAUCGAUUAAAAUUUAACAGUUCGGCAAAGGUUCUUAUGUUAAAUAGCAAUAUGGUUGGGAAAAUCUGGAUCCCAGAUACAGUCUUCCGAAACUCAAAAAAGUCUGAUGCUCACUGGAUUACAACACCCAAUCGGCUUUUACGGAUUUGGAAUGAUGGAAGAAUAUUGUAUACUUUAAGGCUGACAAUAAAUGCUGAAUGCUACCUUCAGCUUCAUAACUUUCCUAUGGAUGAACACUCAUGUCCACUGGUGUUUUCAAGCUAUGCUUAUCCCAAAAAUGAGAUUGAGUACAGAUGGAAAAAAAAUCCAGUUAAAGUUGCAGAUCAGCGAUACUGGAGACUCUUCCAGUUUUCAUUCAUUGGACUGAGAAAUAGUACUGGUGUAGCUCAAACACAGUCAGGAGAGUAUAUCACAAUGACAGUGUUCUUCAAUCUCAGCAGGCGGAUGGGGUAUUUUACUAUACAGACAUAUAUUCCUUGCAUACUUACAGUGGUUCUUUCCUGGGUGUCAUUCUGGAUUAAUAAAGAUUCUGUGCCAGCAAGGACAUCACUAGGAAUAACUACAGUUUUGACAAUGACUACACUAAGCACCAUUGCCAGAAAGUCAUUACCAAAGGUAUCGUAUGUGACGGCUAUGGAUCUUUUUGUAUCAGUAUGUUUUAUAUUUGUUUUUGCCGCUUUAAUGGAAUAUGGAACACUGCAUUACUUCACUGGUAACAGAAAAGUGAAGAAAGCUAAUAAAGUAAAGCAAAACAAGUCGAAAUCUGCAGCUGUUCAGUGCUUCCCAGGGUCAACAUUAGUUCACGUAAACAACAUCUCCCAUCUACGAGAGCAAAACGAGGAGUAUGGAUACCCAUGUCUGGAAGGCAAACACUGUGCCAGCUUUUUUUGUUGCUUUGAAGACUGUCGCAGUGGGACUUGGAAGGAAGGGCGAAUUCACAUCAGAGUUUCUAAAAUUGAUUCCUAUUCAAGAAUCUUUUUCCCUACAGCAUUUGCUUUAUUCAACCUUGUUUACUGGAUUGCCUAUCUUUAUCUGUAGACCAAACUCUGUUAGCAGUGCCAGUGAAUGUGGUAAUAUAAAGCAAAAAUCUGUAUGACAGGAAGAUGAACAGUAUUGUUUUCCCUGCUGAUUUUCAUUAACUUUUUUUUUUUUUUUUAACAGAAUGCCAUUAGUAUGUGAUAUCUAAAGUUUUCACCCAAAACAAAACACAAUAGGAAUAGUGAUAUUAGGUGCAAGUUCUUACUUGUAUUGACAUCUAAUAUGUGUAACGAGCAGAAAGCAGUUGAAGCAGCCAUUAUUUUAUUUAUGAAGAAAAUCAUAAUGUUUUAAAACGGAAUUACUAUUUAAUACAGUUUUAAUUCUUUCUGUUAAACAGGUAAAAGUCACUCAUUGCAGAAAUACAUGUAAAUUGUGUUCUGAGAAGAACCAUUACAGCAUUCUACUCUGUAUGAAUAAUAAUACAAAUACAUACAGGCCAUGUUAGUACAAGAUUGUCCGAAGGAGCCAGCAUUCAGGUCUGCCAGUGAUUCGUUUUCAGUGAUGGCAGUUUUAGUGAAAAAGCGGGUGUAGGGCAAACGUCCCACAUGGGAAGUUUGAAAACAUUGCUCCCAUUUAAGAAAAAAAGUUAGCUUGGUAGCAGUCAAUGACAUGUAUAAAUCAGUUACAUUAAAUAAAGCCAGUAAAUCUAGGUUCUGAGACAGCAGAAUUUAUCUUGAUAGAUUUUAGAUAAUACCAAUAUAGCAUAGAAGGAAAUGUUUCAAGUGCACUUAAAAAAGUUUAACACAUUAUGUAGAAUUUUCAGGACUUGAUUUUUUUUAAAAUUAAAAUAUUUUUCUAUAAUUUAUUUUAAAAAGGAGUUGGCAGAAUGACAUCUGUUUAAUGGAAUCAUAUUUUAAGUUAUUUUAAGUUUCAUACUUCUACAGAGUUGUGGUUAGAAAUGGAAUGUUUAUAAUAAGAUUUAGAAAAUAUUGCAGUGAACAAAAUAUUUUUAAAUAAUUUGCUUAAAUAGUAACUGCAGGUAUAUUUUUAAACAUAUAUUUUGACUAAGAUAAAAAAACAGUGACAGCAUUUCAUUUUACUAUCAGUUUUUGCACAUUUCAGUAAUGCAUUGAUUACAUUUUUGAACUGUUUUCUUUUUAUUUUUAGAAUUCCAGAAAACAGUUAUUCAACUCCUGCUUCAGUGCAUUGACUAUAGCUUAUGUUCAAGUUGCGUAAUUGUCUAUUACAGCAUUCCACAACUACAGUAUGUGGCUUGCUGACAUUUUCAUAAAUGUCUAGAUAUAAUUUUGUUGCUAUAAAUGAAUAUCACAAUAACAGCAUACUGUACCUCUUCUAACACACCAUAUUCUUUAUUUUCAUAGAGUGAGUAUAUGUAUAUUGGCCAUAUUUAACUAGGGCCCUGUGUGGCCCUUUACACAGGCCCUUUCCUAACUCAGAAUCCCUGUGCAUACUAAUCCCAUUUGAGUAGCACUGCUCAAGAUGAACUUGAAAGUUGGAAUUUAUUAUUAAGCUUGAAAAUUAAGCAGUAGUUCAGGUAAAAUCAUAAAGCAUGACAAAUUUAAAAACCUGCAUUCAUGAGUCAAAGAGACAGAGCAUUACAAUAAUUAUAACCUAGAUGAAACAAAUGAUUCUAUAGAGAACAACUAAUGAUGUUGAGAGGCAGUUCUGUCAAGCAACCCACUUUGUAAGAUCCAUUUUUAUACAGCCUAAAAUCCCAGAGAGCAAGUUCCAAUGGACACUGACUGCACUCUUUAAAUUGCCAGCAGCCGGUACCUGGCAGAGCAGAGGACACAUGUUGGACAGUGUGCAGCUUCUGUUGGGUGGGGGUGCAUUAUAUAGGGAUAAAUUAGCAAGGUGUAGAACUUUAUAUAUGAUAGAGGUGGAACUGACAAACAGGGCACUAGAGAAUGAUAUGAUGUGAUGUUUGGGCUAGUAAAUGGAUAGCUUGUUUUCCAAGAGCUGCUGGUGGUCACCUUCAUAGUCUACAAGUCCAAUAUAUAGGUAAUUACAGUAGCCCAUGCAUGAUGAAAGCAGGGUAUGCACAAUCACAGACAGGUUCACAGACAAAUAGCAGGUGUUUUUUUUUUUCAAAAAUACUAAAUAAAAGGUAAUCCUCUUCCUUAUAGCUGACUUUUCUGUUUGAGUGUCUGUUAUUCAUCAUGUUUAAUUAUGAGGUGACACACCUUAGACAUAAAUCAAAGUGUAUCACUCCUUUACACUAUAACGAGGGUUAGGAACUGAAGAUGAGUCCCUGAAAUGGCAUGUCUAGUCAUGGCAGCCAUAUUGGUGUAACAGGUUCACCCACUUUUUAACUAUUUACAAAGGAUAUAUUCAAACUGCUUGCAACAAUGAAAUGUGUGCAUGAUCUUUGCAUACAUAGAUAUAUACCAAGGUUCAGACAAUUAAUAUGUUAAAGAUUUUUAUGAGUUCAGACAUGUAAUGUUAAAGUUUUGCAUGCUUGACAUCUUCGAUGUUGUACUUUAAACUCUGAAUCCACAUGCAAUAAUUUGAAUAUUAAUGGAAAGUAUGUUCUGUGUAUUUACACCUGUUCAUGUGAGCAUUUUUGUUUUUGUUUUAGUCUUGGGUCUUUGUAACUGGCCAGUGUUAAACAGCUGAUGGGAAUUUUUAGAUGUAUUAUGUCCCUUAGUUCUUCAUUAUUCUUGGUUUUAUAUGACACAAUUAAUUCUCCUUCAGCAGUCUGUAAGUUAGUGUAUGCACAUUACUUACUUUAACAGUUUUUUUUUUCAUUUUUAUUAUAAUACAUUGAUGAUGUAUACAGCCAAUUUUGAUAUCACAGUUUUGAUUGAUUUCAGGAAAGAAUAUGCUUCAAAUUAAAUGUAUAAAUAUAUAUUUUA
Protopterus annectens (West African lungfish) is the source of this 4292-nucleotide messenger RNA. It is a transcript of the gene GABRG1, whose product is annotated as gamma-aminobutyric acid type A receptor subunit gamma1. Gene Ontology annotation, molecular function: GABA-gated chloride ion channel activity; inhibitory extracellular ligand-gated monoatomic ion channel activity; transmitter-gated monoatomic ion channel activity involved in regulation of postsynaptic membrane potential. The record is from RefSeq and is a predicted model, not a curated record. The transcript is spliced from 9 exons. Gene Ontology annotation, cellular component: dendrite membrane; GABA-A receptor complex; synapse. Bases 91 to 1476 code for a protein of 461 amino acids. NCBI's taxonomy places the organism in Eukaryota, Metazoa, Chordata, Ceratodontiformes, Protopteridae. Gene Ontology annotation, biological process: regulation of postsynaptic membrane potential; chloride transport; synaptic transmission, GABAergic.